Messenger RNA from Amoebophrya sp. A25, 1598 nucleotides. The record is from the annotation of a GenBank genome assembly. NCBI's taxonomy places the organism in Eukaryota, Dinophyceae, Syndiniales, Amoebophryaceae.
CAAGCAAAUAAUUGCGACGACUGGAGGAGGCGUUCAUUGUUAGCGGAUACCUAUUUGAUUUCCAAGCUGUUUCAAGGUCGCAGUAGCAGAAGCACGGCUUCUUGCACUAUGCCGAGAGGUGGGCUAUUAUGACUGGGGAGCACUUUCCAUUAUGUUACUUCAAUGCGUAAGAGUAUCUUGAUACUCGUUCACUUUUGGCAUUCAGAUAGGUAUCUGCUCUAGAUUAACCGGUCCUCGAAGUUCUCGCUUAUUGGCAUCUCCACGCACUGACGUUCCUUCUUGUUAAAGAAUAUGACUUGUUGGGGUCAGAAUGGAGGUUAAUAGUACUCGCAGGCUGGGACCUACUAUAACAAUCAAGAAAGAAGAUAGCAAAUUUGGCAGAAGCCUAAAGAAGGCCUUCGCUGAUAUGCCUGGAGAUGUCAUAGAGACGGCUUCUUUCUAAUCAUCCGGCAACGUCUUCGAUUUCAUGGGCAUCCGGUCUACAGUGAGCAGAUUACUGUCGCAAUUUUUGAAGGCGCAGGCUUUUGGGCAGGCUCGUUAUAUGCAGAGGAAGCUGAGAACCUAGGUAGUCUUGUUGUUAUCUUGUGAAAUUUAGUUCUUGGUUGAAAAAGCAUUGUUCUUCGACGACGUGACUUAAAAGUAUACAGUCGCCUAUAAUUCAACUAUGACGAAUAUUCGUGAGUACACCUACGCCAUGAAAUUACUAAAUUGAUAUCUGUUUUUAGACUGUAGUAUGCAGUUCUCAGUAGUACACUAGAUUAGUCGUGAGAAAGAAGUACAUAGCUGGCGUUCUAGCAUGAAAGUGGUGCCUAAUAAUAAAAAGCCACUCGCCAUUUAUUGGGUUUUAAAUAACUACCUGACACUGAUCCAAGUGCUGCUCGGUAUGGAUAGAAUCCCCAUCAUGUAGUAAAAACUUAUGUCUACGUAUUUCGAGUAGGUUCUAUUCUGAGAAACAGAGCGCCUGAAAAAUGGUUGACUCAUUUCGACAAAGGCUGCAGGUGCGCAGCCAUCUUACUGAUUAUGGCAUGUUCUUGAUGGAAAUCAUCUACUUCACACGAAGAUAUACUGACGUCGUCAAUUAUUCUGUGCUCAUCUCUUCACUUAUAACUAUUUUACUUCUGGAAGUGUUAGUUUAUUUAAUGAGUAUCGUUGUUAAACGUUCAAGACAGCUGGCACGCUCCUCUUACUUAAACUCAAUAAGAUUGUGAAACUCAGCGUGACCCUUAGGCCCAUGGCUGCCCAGAUUUAGGACCUUCACUGAUGCAGACUUCCGUUGUCCUACAACUUCACUAGGCACGUCUCGAGCUAUCUUCGCCAUCGGCUAUCGUUCAUAUGAACCACUAUAACCCCUUCUCCUCCCUUCUGAUUUAUAUACGGACACUGCUCUACUACAAUAAAUGGCUACACUUGACGCAGAGUCAUUGUUUUUCACCAGAUGGCGACAUUAUUAGCAAGAACUCGUGCACUCAUUCCUUUCACAUAAUACAUCCUCCGCUUUGAAAAUAAUACCAGAAUCCACUCGGUGGAACCAGGAGAGGCUGGAAGCUUGCGCUUUGAAGUUUAUUACCAUCGUUGUGAUCGAUACCGGGUUCGGAUAG